Messenger RNA from Chrysochloris asiatica (Cape golden mole), 1684 nucleotides. It is a transcript of the gene USF1, whose product is annotated as upstream transcription factor 1. Gene Ontology annotation, molecular function: DNA-binding transcription factor activity, RNA polymerase II-specific; RNA polymerase II cis-regulatory region sequence-specific DNA binding; protein dimerization activity. Lineage: Eukaryota; Metazoa; Chordata; Mammalia; Afrosoricida; Chrysochloridae. The transcript has 10 exons. Gene Ontology annotation, biological process: regulation of transcription by RNA polymerase II. The coding region runs from base 88 to 1020 and encodes 310 amino acids. The record is from RefSeq and is a predicted model, not a curated record.
AGGAUUUAUCACACAGGGCUGUGAGGCAAGAGACACGAAGACCACCAGAGAAGGAAGAGUUCCUCGGAUGUGCCCCCUCACAGAGAGAUGAAGGGGCAGCAGAAAACAGCUGAAACAGAAGAGGGCACAGUGCAGAUUCAGGAAGGUGCUGUGGCAACUGGGGAGGACCCAACCAGUGUGGCUAUCGCCAGCAUCCAGUCAGCUGCCACCUUCCCUGACCCCAACGUCAAGUACGUCUUCCGAACUGAGAAUGGGGGCCAGGUGAUGUACAGGGUGAUCCAGGUGUCUGAGGGGCAGCUGGAUGGCCAGACUGAAGGCAGUGGAGCCAUCAGUGGUUACCCUGCCACCCAAUCCAUGACCCAGGCGGUGAUCCAGGGUGCGUUCACCAGUGAUGAUGCAGUUGACACAGAGGGGACAGCUGCCGAGACACACUAUACUUAUUUCCCCAGCACUGCAGUGGGAGAUGGGGCAGGGGGCACCACAUCGGGAAGUACAGCUGCUGUUGUUACUACCCAGGGCUCAGAGGCACUACUGGGGCAGGCCACCCCUCCUGGUACUGGCCAAUUCUUUGUAAUGAUGUCACCACAAGAAGUGUUGCAAGGAGGAAGCCAGCGCUCCAUUGCCCCCAGGACCCACCCUUAUUCCCCGAAAUCAGAAGCUCCCCGGACAACUCGAGAUGAGAAACGCAGAGCUCAGCAUAAUGAAGUGGAACGACGCCGUCGAGACAAGAUCAACAACUGGAUUGUGCAGUUGUCCAAGAUCAUCCCAGACUGUUCCAUGGAGAGUACCAAAUCUGGCCAGAGUAAAGGUGGAAUUCUGUCCAAAGCCUGUGAUUAUAUCCAGGAGCUUCGGCAGAGUAACCACCGGUUGUGUGAGGAACUACAGGGGCUUGACCAGCUGCAGCUGGACAAUGAUGUGCUCCGACAGCAGGUGGAAGAUCUUAAAAACAAGAACCUGCUGCUACGGGCUCAGUUGCGACACCAUGGAGUAGAAGUCGUCAUCAAGAAUGACAGCAACUAACUUUGGGGAUUCAGGGACUUCAGGCCCUACAGCCCCUUUCUGAGAACUGCAGAUGGCUCAGGAGCACUGGGCUAGCCCCAUGCCCCUUUCUUUCACUGCCCAUUUCUGGCAUGGGCUCAGGGGAGUUCAGAAAACAUGUCUUUGAACUGAGGUCCUGUGAUACAGCAGUCUGCAGUGGUGUGAAACACCCAUGUGGAUCACCUCGCCCGAUCCCACCAAGCAGCCCCUGGGCCCGUGUGCUUUCCUGGCAGUGCAUGUGCCCUCACGAUGAUGGAUACUGGACACACUAAACUGGAGGGCUUGUCUUGUGCUUGCUUAGAGUGCCCAGCAGAGGGUCUGCUGACAGGUGGCGCUCUGGCUUGUUCCAUGGACUCCAGCACUUCCACUGGUUCUUCCUUUCCUUGGAGCUGAGGUUCCCAUGUGGACCUGGUGCUCUGGGGAACAGAACAGGCUUUAGCAAAAAGUGGGAGAAGGGAUGUCUGGUAAUAGCUGCUGCCAGGGGAAGAGGAACCUGGCUAGCAAGCAGCUAAGGCCUAUGCAGAAGUCUCUGGAGCCAGGGAGAACAACAGGCAGGGGCCCACUUGGGGCCUUCCCCCUUAUGGGGGAGUUUUCUUUUUUUCCUUAUUAUUAUUAUUUUUUUUAAACAUAAAAUUGUUUAAAGCCA